AUGAUGAUGGCAAGAAAGCAAGAUGUUCGCAUUCCCACCUACAACGUCAGCGUGGUGGGGUUGUCUGGGACGGAGAAGGAGAAGGGGCAGUGUGGCAUCGGGAAAUCCUGCCUCUGCAACCGCUUCGUGCGGCCCAGCGCCGACGAGUUUCACUUGGACCACACCUCGGUCCUCAGCACCAGUGACUUUGGGGGAAGGGUGGUCAACAACGACCAUUUCCUCUACUGGGGGGAAGUCGUGCGUUCCCUGGAGGACUGCGUGGAGUGUAAGGUGCACGUGGUGGAGCAGACGGAGUUCAUCGACGACCAGACCUUCCAGCCUCACCGCAGCACAGCCCUGCAGCCCUACAUCAAGAGGGCCGCGGCGACCAAGCUGGCGUCGGCUGAGAAGCUCAUGUACUUUUGCACUGAUCAGCUCGGGCUGGAGCAGGACUUUGAACAGAAACAGAUGCCGGAUGGGAAGCUGCUGGUGGAUGGUUUUCUCCUCUGCAUCGACGUCAGCAGGGGGAUGAACAGGAACUUUGACGAUCAGCUCAAAUUCGUUUCAAACCUUUACAAUCAGCUAGUGAAAACGAAAAAGCCCAUCAUGGUGGUGCUGACCAAGUGUGACGAAGGCGUGGAGCGGUACAUUAGGGAUGCACAUACCUUUGCCUUAAGCAAAAAGAACCUCCAGGUGGUGGAGACGUCGGCGAGAUCCAACGUGAACAUCGACUUGGCUUUCAGCACCUUGGUGCAGCUGAUCGAUAAGAGCCGGGGGAAGACGAAAAUCAUCCCCUACUUCGAGGCUUUGAAACAGCAAAGCCAACAGAUAGCUGCUGCUAAAGACAAGUACGAGUGGCUGGUCAGCCGCAUCGUCAAGAACCACAACGAGACGUGGUCCAACGUCAGCCGCAAGAUGCAGUCCUCCUCCGAGUACCAGGACUACGUCUACCUGGAGGGAACCCAGAAAGCCAAAAAGCUGUUCCUGCAGCACGUCCAUCGCCUCAAGCAGGAGCACAUCGAGCGCCGGAGGAAGAUGUACCUCGCCAUGCUGCCUCAGGCCUUCGAAGCCCUCAUCCCAGACCUGGAUGAAAUAGAUCACCUGAGCUGCGUGAAGGCGGAGAAGCUCUUGGAGACGAAGCCGGACUUUCUGAAGUGGUUUGUUGUCCUGGAGGAGACCCCCUGGGACGCCACGAGCCACGUGGACAACGUGGAGAACGAGCGCAUUCCCUUCGACCUGAUGGAGACCCAGCCCGCCGAGCAGCUCUACGAAGCUCACCUGGAAAAGCUGAGGAACGAGAGGAAAAGGGCGGAGAUGAGAAGAGCUUUCAAAGAGAACCUGGAGACUUCCCCUUUCAUCACGCCUGGGAAGCCCUGGGAGGAAGCUCGCAGCUUCAUCAUGAACGAGGAUUUUUACAUGUGGCUGGAGGAGUCUAUUUAUAUGGAUAUCUACAGCAAGCACCAAAAACAGAUCAUCGAGAAGGCCAAGGAGGAGUUUCAGGAGCUGCUCUUGGAGUACUCGGAGCUGUUUUACGAGCUGGAGCUCGACGCCAAACCCAGCAAGGAGAAGAUGGGCGUCAUCCAGGACGUCUUGGGCGAGGAGCAGAGGUUCAAAGCCCUGCAGAAGCUGCAGGCCGAGCGGGACGCCCUGAUCCUGAAGCACAUCCACUUCGUGUACCACCCGACGAAGGAGACGUGUCCCAGCUGCCCGCUCUGCGUCGACUCCAAAAUCGAGCAGCUGAUCAGCUCCCGCUUCAUCCGGCCCUCGGAGCGCAACCAGAAGAACCUGCUCUCGGACCCCAACAUCGACAGGAUCAACCUGGUGAUCCUGGGCAAGGACGGCCUGGCCCGGGAGCUGGCCAACGAGAUCCGGGCGCUCUGCACCAACGACGACAAGUACGUCAUCGAGGGCAAGAUGUACGAGCUGUCCCUCAGGCCCAUCGAGGGCAACGUCCGGCUCCCCGUGAACUCCUUCCAGACCCCCACCUUCCAGCCCCACGGCUGCCUCUGCCUCUACAACUCCAAGGAGUCGCUGUCCUACGUGGUGGAGAGCAUCGAGAAGAGCAGGGAGUCGACCAUCGGCAGGAGGGACAACCACUUGGUUCACCUCCCCCUGACGCUCAUCCUGGUCAACAAGAGGGGGGACCCGAGCGGGGAGACGCUGCACAGCCUGAUCCAGCAGGGCCAGCAGAUCGCCAGCAAGCUGCAGUGCGUCUUCUUUUUUUUCUGCGGCCGCAACAUCAACGAGAAGCAGAUCAGCCAGGUCCUGAAGGGGCUGCUGGACUCCAAACGCAACUUGAACCUCGUCAGCUCCACCUCCAGCAUCAAAGACCUGGCGGACGUCGACCUCCGGAUCGUCAUGUGCUUGAUGUGCGGGGACCCCUUCAACGCCGACGACAUCCUGGUGCCCAUCCUGCAGUCCCAGAGCUACCGGCCCUCCCAGUGCGGGAGCAGCAGCUCCGUGCUCCUCGAGCUGGCCAUCGGGCCGCACAAGAGGCGCGUGGAGCUCUCCCUCCUGUCCUACCACUCCUCCUUCAGCGUCAGGAAGAGCCGGCUCGUCCACGGCUACAUCGUCUUCUACUCGGCGAAGCGCAAGGCGUCCCUGGCCAUGCUGCGUGCCUUCCUCUGCGAGGUGCAGGACAUCAUCCCCAUACAGGUCGUGGCGCUCACGGACGGCUCCGCGGACAUCCUGGACAACGACCUGAGCAGGGAGCAGCUCACGGAGGGCGAGGAGAUCGCCCAGGAGAUCGACGGCAAGUUCACCACCAUACCUUGUAGCCAGCCGCAGCACAAGCUGGAGAUCUUCCACUCCUUCUUCAAGGACGUGGUGGAGAAAAAAAACAUCAUCGAGGCCACCCACAUGUACGACAACGUGGCCGAGGCCUGCAGCACCACGGAGGAGGUGUUCAACUCGCCUCGGGCGGGCUCCCCCCUCUGCAACUCCAACCUGCAGGACUCGGAGGAGGACGUCGAGCCCCCCACUUACAGCCCCUUCAGAGAGGACGCGUCGGUGCCCGCCCUGCCCAAAGACCACUCGAAGCUCUCCAUGGAGCUGGAGGGGAACGACGGCUUGUCCUUCAUCUCCGUCAUGAGCACUUUUGAGAGCAAGCUGAACAACAAAGUCCCUCCUCCGGUGAAACCAAAGCCCCCCGUGCAUUUCGACCUGACGAAGGGCGACCUG
Messenger RNA from Merops nubicus (carmine bee-eater), 3159 nucleotides. It is a transcript of the gene ARHGAP35, whose product is annotated as Rho GTPase activating protein 35. Lineage: Eukaryota; Metazoa; Chordata; Aves; Coraciiformes; Meropidae. The record is from RefSeq and is a predicted model, not a curated record. Gene Ontology annotation, molecular function: GTPase activity; GTP binding.